ACUAGGAAAUCCCUCCCAGACUGGGUUGGCAGGAAGCAGGAAGUCUCUGAGCUGAGAUCCUUCUCUCUUGCCUGUAAUUCAGAUCUCUCUGCUUUUUUCCCUUGGAGCUAUGAUCUCUUUGUCGUCUGGAAGCCCACCCUGUGCUUGCAGCUCCCAGGCAGGUCCCAGCCAAGAUCGCCCACAUUUCCCAGCUUCUGUGGACUGCUUUUGCCAUUGGGUCUCAUUCUUCCCUUCUGACCUCUUGGGAGCCUGGAGCCAGAGGGAAUGUGUCCUGGAAGCCUCAGACCUCAUCCUCAGGAGUUGGUGACAUUCAGAGAUGUGGCUUUGGACUUUACCCAGGAGGAAUGGGGCCUCUUGGACGAUCCUCAGAAGGAGCUGUACAAGGAGGUCAUGUUGGAGAAUGCCUGGAACCUGCUCUCUCUGGGGCUUCUAGUUCCCAGCGAAUAUGUGAUCUCUUAUUUUAAGCAAAAAAAAUCACAAUGGAUGCUGGACCAAGAAGGCCUGAGGAGCUGCUCUCCAGAAAGAGAAAUCAGACUUGAAACGAAGGAAAGUACUCCAGAGCUAAGUCUUCCUGUAGUAGAAACUUACAAGCCAAGAUUCAUCAGUGAUGGUCCUGGUAACUUCUCUUGGAAAGAUAUAUGUAAUACACUUGAGAAAAUUCAUAGUGGAGAGAAAUCUUACGAGCAUAAUCAAAGUGGAAAAGUUUUCACAGAAAGGUGGGCUCUUACUGGAUAUAAGAGAAAUCACAUUAGAGAGAAACAUAUUGAAUAUAACCAAUAUGGAAAGAUUUUCAAAUAUAAAAAUAGUUUUCCUCUUUAUCAUAAAAUCCAUGCUGCAGAGAGACCUUAUGAAUGUAACCAGUGUGGAAAGGCUUUCACAAAAAAGGCACGUCUUACUAUACAUCAGAGAAUCCACACUGGAGAGAAACCUUAUAAAUGUAACCAAUGUGGAAAGUCUUUUAGAGACAAGGGAACUCUUACUGUACAUCAGAGAAUCCACACUGGAGAGAAACCUUAUGAAUGUAAUCAAUGUGGAAAGGCUUUUAGAGACAAGGGAGCUCUUACUGUACAUCAGAGAAUCCACACUGGAGAGAAACCUUAUGAAUGUAACCAGUGUGGAAAGGCUUUCACAAAAAAGUCACGUCUUACUGCACAUCAGAGAAUCCACACUGGAGAGAAACCUUAUAAAUGUAACCAGUGUGGAAAGUCUUUUACAGAAAGUGGAGCUCUUAAUAGACAUCAGAUAAUCCAUACAGCCGAGAAACCUUAUAAAUGUAACCAGUGUGGAAAGGCUUUUAUAGAAAGUGGAGCUCUUAAUAGACAUCAGAUAAUCCAUACAGCCGAGAAACCUUAUAAAUGUAACCAAUGUGGAAAGACUUUUAGUCAUAAAGGAAUUCUUACUGUACAUCAGAGAAUCCACACUGGAGAAAAACCUUAUGAAUGUAAUCAGUGUGGAAAGGGUUUCACAAAAAAGAUACGUCUUAUUGUACAUCAGAGACUCCACACUGGAGAGGAACCUUAUAAAUGUAACCAAUGUGGAAAGGCUUUUAGAGAUAAGGCAGUUCUUACUAUACAUCAGAGAAUCCACACUGGAGAGAAACCUUAUAAAUGUAACCAAUGUGGAAAGGCUUUUACAGAAAGUAGGAGUCUUAAUAGACAUCAGAGAAUCCAUACAGGAAAGAAACCUUAUAAAUGUAACCAAUGUGGAAAGGCUUUUAAACAUAAGGUAUCUCUUAGUGCACAUCAGAGAAUCCACACUGGAGAUGAACCUUAUAAAUGUAACCAAUGUGGAAAGGCUUUUAGAGACAAGAGAACUCUUACUGAACAUCAGAGGAUCCACACUGGAGAUGAACCUUAUAAAUGUAACCAAUGUGGAAAAGCCUUUAGAGACAAGGGAGCUCUUACUGCACAUCAGAGAAUCCACACUGGAGAGAAACCUUAUGAAUGUAACCAGUGUGGAAAGACUUUUAGACAAAGGGGAACUCUUACUGUACAUCAAAGAAUCCACACUGGAGAGAAACCUUAUGAAUGUAACCAAUGUGGGAAGUCUUUUACACAAAAUAGAACUCUUAAUAGACAUCAGAUAAUCCAUACAGCAGAGAAACCUUAUAAAUGUAACCAGUGUGGAAAGGCUUUUAGACACAAGGGAGCUCUUACUGUACAUCAGAGAAUCCACACUGGAGAGAAACCUUAUGAAUGUAACCAUUGUGGAAAGGCUUUUACACAAAGGGGAGCUCUUAUUGAACAUCAGAGAAUCCACACUGGAGAGAAACCUUAUAAAUGUAACCAGUGUGGAAAGGCUUUUACAGAAAGUAGAGGUCUUAAGAGACAUCAGAUAAUCCACACUGGAGAGAAACCUUAUGAAUGUAACCAAUGUGGAAAGUCUUUUAGAGACAAGGGAGCUCUUACUGUACAUCAGAGAAUCCACACUGGAGAGAAACCAUAUGAAUGUAACCAAUGUGGGAAGGCUUUUGGAGACAAGGGAGCUCUUACUGUACAUCAGAGAAUCCACACUGGAGAGAAACCUUAUAAAUGUAACCAAUGUGGGAAGGCUUUUACAAAUAGAGGAUUUCUUACUUUACAUCAGAGAAUCCACACUGGAGAGGAACAUUAUAAAUGUAACCAAUGAGGAAAUAGUUUUACAAAAAACAGAAUCUCUUACUCAACAUCAGAGGAUCCACUCUGGAGAAAACUCUUAUGAAUAUAACCAGUAUGGAAAGGCUUUUAGAGAUAAGGCAGUUCUUACUAUAUAUUUGAGAAGCCAUACUGGAGAAAAACUUUAUAAAUGUAACCU
Messenger RNA from Sarcophilus harrisii (Tasmanian devil), 2793 nucleotides. Its product is annotated as zinc finger protein 420-like. The coding region runs from base 265 to 2628 and encodes 787 amino acids. Gene Ontology annotation, molecular function: DNA-binding transcription factor activity, RNA polymerase II-specific; RNA polymerase II cis-regulatory region sequence-specific DNA binding. Gene Ontology annotation, biological process: regulation of transcription by RNA polymerase II. The transcript is spliced from 5 exons. The record is from RefSeq and is a predicted model, not a curated record. NCBI's taxonomy places the organism in Eukaryota, Metazoa, Chordata, Mammalia, Dasyuromorphia, Dasyuridae.